Molecule: messenger RNA, 2142 nt
Organism: Cuscuta campestris
Lineage: Eukaryota; Viridiplantae; Streptophyta; Magnoliopsida; Solanales; Convolvulaceae
Source: the annotation of a GenBank genome assembly
UAUGAGGAAUAAAAACAACCACCUCUACAAACCAUCUAUCUCUCUCCACCAAUCCAAACAUAGCCUUAGCUUUUAUUGAGAGUGGUUAAGUGACAUGAGCCCACUUUUAAUAAUUUCCUCAAGAUCAAGAGCAAUGAUGAUAUGGGAAGCCUUUCUGGUUAUUCUGGUAAUCUACACUGCUUGGGCAUCUCCUUUCGAGUUUGGUUUUCUGAGAAAACCAGGAGGCCCGUUGUCUAUUCUGGACAACAUUGUGAAUGGAUUCUUUGCAAUAGACAUCGUCCUCACCUUCUUUGUAACAUACCUGGAUAGAACCACAUGCCUUCUUGUAGAUGACAGAAAACAAAUUGCUUGGAAGUAUGCAACUACUUGGCUGGCAUUCGAUGUCAUAUCCACAAUCCCUUCGGAGGUUGCUUUGAAAGUUAUGCCAAAACCUCUAUCAUAUGGCUUGUUCAAUAUGCUUCGCCUCUUGCGUCUUCGUAGACUGGAGAAAGAUAGAAAUGUUAACUAUAUCUGGGUUCAGUGUGCAAAGCUUAUUUGUUGCCACUUCCCUCUAAACUUGCCGUGGUCUACACCGGACUGGAAGUGGUUUCUACAGGUCACUCUAUUUGCUGUGCAUUGUGCUGGGUGUUUCUUUUAUCUUCUGGCUGCUGAUUAUCGAGACCCAAAAAUGACAUGGAUAGGGGCAUCUAUGGAAGAUUUCCAUCACAAGAGUCUAUGGGUUCGCUACGUGACUUCCAUAUAUUGGUCAAUCACAACCCUCACAUCUGUUGGGUAUGGUGAUCUGCACGCUGUUAAUACCCGGGAGAUGAUUUUUGACAUUGUCUACAUGCUUUUCAACUUGGGCCUCACUUCUUACUUGAUAGGAAACUUGGUUGUCCUUGGCACCAGCAAGACAAGACGAUUUGGUGAUGUUGUUCUUGUAUGGUCUGCUUGGGUCUUUUUGGAUGUCGGGCUUUGGAGGGAUAAGACUAUAUUUACCCAAAUAACAUUUAAUACAGAAAACAUGUUAGCAAGGGGAAGAAUGGAGCUGCCCCUCACCCUUUGCUUUGCGACACUCAGAGGGGACCAUUUGCUGUUGAAUCACUUGUUGAAGAGGGGCUUAGACCCUAACGAAUCCAACAACAACGGCAGAACCGCUCUUCAUAUAGCAGCAUCCAAAGGACAUGAAAGCUGUGUGGUUCUUCUUCUGGACUUUGGUGCAAAUCCCAACCUUAAAGAUUCUGUAGGGAGUGUACCAUUAUGGGAGGCCAUUUUGGGAAAACAUGAACCGGUCAUUAGGCUACUUUUGGGCAACGGUGCAAAAAUAUCUUUAGGGGAUGUAGGCCAAUAUGCAUGUCUGGCAGCAGAGCAGAACAACCUUGAGCUCCUCAAAGAAAUUGACCAUUGUGGCGGGGAUGUAACCCUCCCCAAAACCAAUGGGCCCACCACGACGGCUCUCCACGUCGCCGUCUGCGAAGGCAAUGUGGAGGUUGUCAAAUGCCUCUUGGAGUGUGGGGCCGAUGCCAGGAAGCCGGACGAGUACGGGUGGACCCCACAAGACCUCGCAGAGCAACAAGGGCAUGAGGAUAUCAUUGCGCUGUUCAAAUCCCUCACUGAGGACCGUCGUUCCAUCUACGUUGCUGGCUCUCAAGACCAGCCAAAUGGGUCUCGCUUUCUCGAUAAGUUCAAAAACAAGCCCAAGAUGCUCCCAGCCUAUGCCGCUAGACAGGUUGACGGGUCUAUGUGGUGGCUGUCCCACCCCAGGCGGCAUAGGACAAACGGCUUCCACGACUCGCUGUUUGGCAUAAUGUCCACUGCCCAUAAAGAUAGUGACCAAACUGCCCGCUUCCCCGUGAAGGAAACCGCAUCAGCGGAAAAGCGUUACGCCUCGACGAGAGUGACUGUAAGCUGCCCCGAGAAAGGAGACAUCACCGGGAAGGUGGUGUUACUGCCUGAGACCUUCGAAGAGCUGCUCCAUAUCGGGGUUAAGAAGUAUGGUUUCUUGCCUUCAAAGAUUCUGAGCAAAUCAUCAGGAGCAAGAAUAGAUGACAUUGUAUUGAUCAGAGAUGAUGAGCAUUUAGUUUUUGCAGGUGACAAUAUAACAUCAUCAUGUGUCAAAUAAACCCCCAAAACUUUUUUUUGGAGUAAAAUUUUAUUCGGUUU